Molecule: messenger RNA, 936 nt
Organism: Cryphonectria parasitica EP155
Lineage: Eukaryota; Fungi; Ascomycota; Sordariomycetes; Diaporthales; Cryphonectriaceae
Exons: 2
Coding region: 1-936 (311 amino acids)
Biological process (GO): L-ascorbic acid biosynthetic process
Molecular function (GO): calcium ion binding; gluconolactonase activity
Source: RefSeq, a predicted model, not a curated record
AUGGCUGGACAAAGCUUGCAGCAGGAAUGGACGGUCGGCGAGCCGUACCUCAACCUACACUGCAAGUUGGGAGAAGGGCCGUACUACGAGGAGGCCUCCAACAGCCUGCGGUUUGUGGACAUCAUCAGCAAGCGGGUGCACACCGUGUCCCUGACCGAGGGGCCCGAGUCCGUCAAGACCAUCCAGCUGGACACACCUGUCACCGUCACGGCGGAUGUAGAGGGCCACGAUCCGCAGGAGAAGAUUCUCAUCGGCGCCAAGUACGGCCUUGCGCUGCUGGACCGCACGACGGGGACCUAUGAUUACGUCGUCAAGUUCGCUGCGGUCGACGGGCAGGAGAAUGACCGCCUGAGGAGCAAUGAUGGCGCCGUCGACCUCCACGGCCGCUUCUGGCUGGGCUGCAUGACUGAUUUUGGGAUGGGCGAUGUCUUGGCUGAAGGAGGGAUCUACCUUUUCAACGGCCAGAACAAGGCUGGGAACGCCGAGAAAAUCGUGUCUGACCUGAGCAUCCCAAACACGAUCAGUUUCUCUCCCGACAACAAGACUCUGUACUAUACGCACUCGUCCGGCAGGAUCGUGUACGCCUACGACUACUCGCUCAGCGACGGCAGCGUGACCAACCACCGGGUCUUCUACAAGCACGAAGGCCCCGGUGAGCCCGACGGGCACCGCAUCGACAAGGACGGCAACAUGUGGCACAGCGUCUACGGCGAGAGCCGCGUGCUGAAGAUCUCGCCCGAGGGCAAGCUGGUCGGGCAGAUCAAUUUGCCGACCAAGAAUAUCACCUGCUGCGAAUUCGUGGGAACGGAGCUGUUCAUCACCACGGCGAAUGAUGAUGGAGGGGAAGGGAAGAGCAAGGAGCUCGGAGGCGCACUGUUCCGGAUUGAUGUCGGGACCACGGGCCUGAAGCCCUUCCAAUUCAAGAUGGUCGGCUAA